UGGGGAAGGAGUGAGAGUGGCACCCAGAAGAGAGAGGGCAGGCCAGGCAGACAAAGCUCUGGGCUCUCUCCUGUUUGGGGCCACAGCCAGUUGCAUCAUCCUUCUAUUUGCAUUCUGGUCUUGACCACCUGCCAGAGUAGGACAUAUCAGCCCUGCUCCAGCUCCCUUUGUCCUGAAACUCUGCCCUGGAGGGUGGUUGAAGAAGGUGCCCUACAAGGACCGAGCAGGGGAGGCAGUCAGCAGGCCAGCCGUGCUGUGCAGGUCUCUCGGCCUUCUGCUGCCACACAGGAGAAUGGAAGCCCACAAUGGGUCAGCCCCGCUCAACUUCACCCUGCCACCCAACUUUGGCAAGCGCCCCACCGAUCUGGCACUGAGCGUCAUCCUGGUGUCCAUGCUGCUCAUCAUGAUGCUCUCGCUGGGCUGCACCAUGGAGUACAGCAAGAUCAAGGCUCACUUCUGGAAGCCCAAGGGGCUGGCCAUUGCCCUGGUCGCGCAGUAUGGCAUCAUGCCCCUCACUGCCUUUCUAAUCGGUAAGAUCUUCCGGUUGAACAACAUUGAGGCACUGGCCAUCCUGAUCUGCGGCUGUUCGCCUGGGGGGAACCUGUCCAACGUCUUCAGUCUGGCCCUCAAGGGGGACAUGAACCUCAGCAUCGUGAUGACCACCUGCUCCACCUUCUUUGCCCUGGGCAUGAUGCCCCUCCUCCUGUACAUUUACAGCAGGGGGAUCUACGAUGGGGACCUGAAGGAGAAGGUACCCUACGGAGGCAUUGUGCUGUCACUGGUCCUGAUUCUCAUUCCCUGCACCAUAGGGAUCUUCCUCAAUGCCAAACGGCCAUACGUACGCUAUGUCACCAAGGGAGGGAUGAUCAUCACACUGUUGCUCAGUGUGGCCGUCAUAGCGCUCUCUGCCAUCAAUGUGGGCAAGAGCAUCAUGUUUGUCAUGACACUCCGCUUGUGGGCCACCUCCUCCCUGAUGCCCUUCAUCGGCUUCCUGCUGGGCUACAUUCUCUGUCUCUUCCGCCUCAAUGGACAGUGCAGCCGCACUGUCAGCAUGGAGACCGGAUGCCAGAACGUCCAACUCUGCUCUACCAUCCUCAAUGUGACCUUCCCCCCUGAAGUCAUCGGACCACUUUUCUUCUUUCCUCUCCUCUACAUGAUCUGCCAGCUUGGAGAAGGGCUUCUCCUCAUUGCCAUCUUUCGGUGCUAUGAGAAAAUCAAGCCUUCCAAGGAUAAAACAAAAAUCAUCUACAAAGCUGCCACAACUGCAGAGACUACUGUUCCAUCACCUCUGGGAAAUGGUACCCAUAAAGAGGGCUUCCCUCGCACAGCCUAGUCUUCCCCCCAGUGGCCUGGAUUCAGAAGGCAACUCAGAAGGCCAGUGUGGUAAACUACAGAGCAGAAAGAUGAAAGAUCAUCAGUAGUGUCUGAGUCUUUCUAAAACAUUUCCAGCAGAAACUAUCAGGAUCAUCAAGUCUUGCCUUUAGGGUCUACCCUACUCAUAUAUCCCCAGCCGAGAAUUGGAUAUGUUUCAAAAAUAAAAGGGCAGACUUUUAAAUGACAA
Molecule: messenger RNA, 1561 nt
Organism: Rhinolophus ferrumequinum (greater horseshoe bat)
Lineage: Eukaryota; Metazoa; Chordata; Mammalia; Chiroptera; Rhinolophidae
Gene: SLC10A1
Product: solute carrier family 10 member 1
Biological process (GO): bile acid and bile salt transport
Cellular component (GO): membrane
Molecular function (GO): bile acid:sodium symporter activity
Source: RefSeq, a predicted model, not a curated record